Molecule: messenger RNA, 1314 nt
Organism: Strigops habroptila (Kakapo)
Lineage: Eukaryota; Metazoa; Chordata; Aves; Psittaciformes; Psittacidae
Product: atherin-like
Exons: 1
Coding region: 207-995 (262 amino acids)
Source: RefSeq, a predicted model, not a curated record
UCAAAACGGCCUCGUGUCUAAAACGCACAGGAAUGAUUGAAACCGGAGAAACCCAUCACGGCUCCAUUUUAAAAUAGUAUGAGUCCCGAGACAUUUGAAGGGUGCCUGUUUUACAUAAUGAUGUAAACACCCACCAAGGGAUGGGAGGAGAUACAUAGCCACACUUGCUGUUUCUGUGCCUGAUCCCAGCCCGAAAACCGGUGGUGAUGCGAAGCAGAGCACAGCACAAAGAGACAGAGGCUCUAAUCCCAGUAACCUCCUCGAAACAAAGCUCAUGCCUCCGCUGGCGAGCACAGCCCGCCAGCUACAGAGCUGGGCUCCGCGGCCGGGCCGGGCGCUGCCGCCGGGGGCUACUCCAGGGCGCAGCGGGGCUGGGCACGGCCUCCGGCCCUUCCCGAGAGCUGCGCACAGAGGUACGUGGGAACGGAGCCGGGAUGGGGGUGUUCAAUCUCCUCCGCUUUGUGAGGGAUCAGCUGGGGGUUGACAGCAGCCGGGAUGGCCGAGUGGGUGGCCCUGCGUUCCAUUUCAGGUGGUCCCCGCGGUCCCUUUCGGGACCUCAGGGGCCCAGGGAAAGGGUUGGUGGGAGGGGAUUGGGGGCCGGAUCAGGGCGCGGCGGAGCAGCCGCUGCCGCGGGGCUUUCCGAGCCGGUCCCCCGGCGGCGCGUCUCCCUGCGGCUCGCAUCGCCUCACCGGCCCGCGGACGUGCAAGGGCGGGCCCGAAGCCCUACGGCGGGGCCGUGCCCGCUGCCUUCCCGUUGUACGCCUGCCCCUGCCCCUGCCCUCGGUUUAAAUCCACCUCCCCACCAUCAUUCCGGGGGGAGGCGUCCAGCUCGGGGACAAAGCCAGGAUCGCCCCCCGGGCUCUCCCUCCGUGCCCCCGGCCGGGCUGCAGGCCGAGGGGCGGCCGCGGCUGCUGGGCCAGCGCUGGGACCACCGGGCGGGCUGCCCCUCUUUCCCUGUUGCACUACUGUCACGGUCGCAGCGAGCAGUGCAAUAAUGAAAGGGCGUCAGUGCGCCGGGGAGCGGCGAGAGCCGGGGACGAGCCGGUGACAGCGUGCGGGGACGGGACGUCCCGCCGCCCCCCGAGAGCCACCUUAACGGAGGAAGUGGGGGGGGUUCGGUUGUGCAACUUUCUUUGUUUAAACACGCAGCGGCGGAGCGUGUGCGCGCAGGGGCAGGGCAAGGUGAGCGGCUCCGCGCACCGCCCUGCCCCGGGCCCGCGGCGACCCCCGCCCUGCCGGCCCCAGCGGAGCCCGGGCAGGACGCCCUUCCGCUGUACCCGGCCAGCGGCAAAUAAAUAAAGUGACUCCCACGUC